AGGCUGGUUCCUGCUCGCUGUGAGGACAGUCAACUCUGCUGUGUAUCUGGACCCUGAGGAAGAGGAAAAUCUGGUUGCAGGAUUUCUGGAAUAAGCAGAGAAUACGCUGAGAGAAUCCUCCAAGCUGGAAUUCUCUUCCAACAAGCUUUUUGAUAAACAAAUUCAUUUUGGGGACAUUUUCAGGAAUUUCGCAACCCUAUUCGUGAACAAAUGUCAAGUUGAACAUCUGUUUUUGUAACUGUUUGUUGAUGUGGGCUUAAUGUUUGAUGGAUCUUUUUCAGCAAUAAGAACCUGUUAAAAUCUAGAGAUCACAUGUAUUACAGAAGUAUACCAGAAGCAGCAUGUUGUCACAGGGGAAACUGUUUGGAGUUUGUGAUGGAACAUGUAGGAGAAUGGAAUCUAUAGAUUUAACCUUGCUGUAACAAUACUGAUAUUGUCACAUACUGUGUGGCAUAGAACAUUCUUAUAAUAACGGUUUAGGUGCACAUACUGAUGUACAAUGUAAUACAUUUAAAACUCCAUUUAACAGAUUUAAUGCCAUCUCAUUUUAAGUUAUGAUAAUUCACAUGUGAUUUCAUGUUCUGUGAUUUCAUGUGAUGUGAUUUAAUUUGAUCUAAUUUCUUGUUCUGUGAUUUCAUGUUAUCUGAUUUCAUGUCAGGGUCAGGGGGACAGGAUCUAUUUCCUCUGACUCCUUCCUCUCGCCUCGAGCUGAAUGAAACUGUCCUCUGCACCAAUGACCUGAUGAAGGUGGUCAUUCCCAGUGCCUUCUUCCUCAACAAAGAGCCACCCGUUUAUGUCUGGGAUUUGCACCUAAAUGACCCGGAAUGCCGUGGUGUUGAGGUUGGAGAUGACUAUGUCUUCAGCAUCACGACUAAUCUCUCUGACUGUGGGACGAUCAUGGCAUCAGAUGAUACACAUAUUAUGUUCAUAAACACCAUACGCAACAACGAUUUGGAUGUCGUCACAAGGAACUACAUCAACAUCACGUUCGUCUGCCGUUACCCGAUAAACUACAUGGUACAGCAGCCCAAUGGGGAAAACAUGAUCAGAGUGGAUGUCAAGACCAUCACUCUGAACACAGAAGAUGGGAACUUCUCUGUGACCAUGCUGCUUUAUAAAGACAAAGACUUUGAGGACAAGUGGACCACUGUGCCCUCCCUGACCCUGGACGACAACAUCUACGUUAAAGUGUUGAUGAUACCGGCCCAUCUUUUGCUGCGUGUGGAGAGAUGCUGGGCUACCCCAACCAACGACCCGUACAGCAACAUCCAGUACACCUUCAUCAAGGACAGCUGCCCAGUUUUGUCAAACGAACCGUUGACAGUGCUGAAGAAUGGACAGGGGCCAGAGGCUAUGUUCAGGAUACAAAUGUUCAAGUUCGUGGGCAGCUCUUACAAGGAUGUGUUUCUCCACUGCAAUGUUCAGAUCUGUCACAACACACUUGGGGUUUGUCAGCCUAACUGUUCUGGUGAGGAUAACAAUGGGCGGAUGAGAAGAGAUGUCACUACAGCCCAUACAGUAUCUUAUGGACCAAUCAGGCGACGUCUGCCUGAGAGUGACCAACCCAGCCUGAACUCUGGAGGUGUGCCCUCAGUGGAGACCUUUGUCCUGGGAGGCCUACUUGUGUUCCUGCUGCUGUUCACUGGAGUGUUUGGGAGGCUGUGGCUGCGAACCAGGCGCUCCUACCCAACACAGGAGGCUCAGCUCACCUUAUCCAACAUACACCACAACUCAGAGGUGGCCCGCUGAUCUAACCCAGCAGUUCAAGCAAUGAGAACUGAUAUGAACCGGUGCACGCAGACACAUGCACACAUAAACACACAUUACAUUUCUGCAUAAGGAAAGAGGAAAGUAUGAAUUGACUGUAGGUUGGGGUGUAAAUAAAAUCUCACUGUAGAAAUUAGAGGGAUUUUGAAGAUGUAAAUGAGAACAUGUCUCUGCAAGGAGUGUUCUGUGUUGUUUUGUAGAGAAAAAUAAAGGUAUUUCAAAGAGCU
Molecule: messenger RNA, 1994 nt
Organism: Oncorhynchus masou masou (cherry salmon)
Lineage: Eukaryota; Metazoa; Chordata; Actinopteri; Salmoniformes; Salmonidae
Product: pancreatic secretory granule membrane major glycoprotein GP2
Exons: 9
Coding region: 637-1749 (370 amino acids)
Biological process (GO): neutrophil migration
Cellular component (GO): apical plasma membrane; cell surface
Source: RefSeq, a predicted model, not a curated record